Messenger RNA from Caenorhabditis remanei, 1434 nucleotides. RefSeq lists its product as uncharacterized. Gene Ontology annotation, cellular component: apical plasma membrane. The record is from RefSeq and is a predicted model, not a curated record. NCBI's taxonomy places the organism in Eukaryota, Metazoa, Nematoda, Chromadorea, Rhabditida, Rhabditidae. Gene Ontology annotation, biological process: metal ion transport; response to manganese ion; manganese ion homeostasis. Bases 1 to 1434 code for a protein of 477 amino acids. Gene Ontology annotation, molecular function: iron ion transmembrane transporter activity; cadmium ion transmembrane transporter activity; manganese ion transmembrane transporter activity. The transcript is spliced from 11 exons.
AUGGUAAGCACCCUAAGCUCAACUACAGACGGUGAUGGGAGUCAAAGGGACAGUUCUGAGAAUAAUGAGCCAUCACUGCAAGAGAAAACAUUUGACGACUCCAUUGCUGUGAGUAUCCCUGAUGGAGAUGAGGACACCAUUUUCUCUUGGCGUAAACUAUGGGCCUUUACUGGUCCUGGAUUCUUGAUGAGCAUUGCAUAUCUGGACCCAGGAAACAUUGAAAGUGACUUGCAAGCUGGUGCACAAGCGGAAUAUCGUCUCCUUUGGGUUCUUCUUGUUUCUCAUUUCAUCGGAAUGUUACUGCAAAGAAUGUCUGCUAGACUCGGCGUAGUGAGCAACAAGCAUAUGGCGGAGAUUGCUUAUGACUACUAUCCUGUCAUCCCCCGACUAUGUCUCUGGCUGAUGAUUGAAGUUGCAAUUGUAUGUAGCGAUGUGCAAGAGGUUAUCGGAACCGCCAUUGCUAUAUAUUUGUUAUCCAAAGGACGGAUACCAUUGCUUGUUGGAGUUCUGAUAACUAUUCUGGAUACGUUCACUUUUUUGUUGAUUGAUAGGUAUGGUGUCCGGAAACUGGAGCUAGUUUUUGUAGUUUUGAUAUCUACAAUGAUGGCCACUUUUGGAUAUGAGUUUAUUGUGAUGAAACCUGAUAUCGGGGAAGUUGCAAAAGGAACGGUCAUUCCUUGGUGUAGCGGUUGUGGGAAAGAAGAGAUAACAACAGCAAUUUCCAUCUUUGGAGCAGUGAUAAUGCCUCAUAACUUUUAUUUGCAUUCUGCAUUAGUGAAAUCAAGAAAAAUAGACCGUACAAACGAAAAACGGAUUGCCGAAGCAAACAAAUAUUUUUCAAUCGAAUCAGCGUUUGCAUUGUGCGUCAGUUUUUUCAUAAAUCUAUUUGUUCUUUCUGUUUUUGCACGUGGACUUUAUCAGAAAACAAAUCAAGAUGUUAGUUCGAUGUGUCUGGCGCAUAAUGAUAUCCCGGAUUCUGACGUUUUCCCAAAUAAUACAGAACUGGUUACUGUAGAUCUGUAUCAAGGUGGAAUCUAUCUCGGAUGUCAAUUUGGUUUCUUUGCCAUGUUCAUCUGGGCUAUUGGAAUAUUUGCCGCUGGACAAUCUUCAACAAUGACAGGAACUUACACUGGACAACCAACUCAAAUACUUUCAAUAAUCUGUGGAGUUGUCAUAAUUGCUGUCAACAUUUAUUUCAUCACUCAGACUGUUGAACAGUAUUUGGGUAGCAAGUGGUACAUAUUUGUUAUCAUGACACCUGUUACCAUAUUGUAUCUUGGAUUCAUAACUUAUCUGACUAUUUAUUGUCUGGUGGCAUGCGAAAUGAUUGACGCUACUGUGAGAAUUCCCGGAUUCGACUUUCGACGAAAAUUGAAAAUUGAUGCACCGUGGAUCAAGAACAAAGUUCCGAGAGUGAACGAAGGCUAUGCUUAA